UGGGGACCCACCUGUCCCCACCUAGGGCCUGGCCAGAGGCACUGUGGUCCAGGAACAGGAGGAGGUUGCCGACAUGCCUGAGGCUAAACCAGCAGCCAAAAAGGCCCCCAAAGGCAAGGAUGCCCCCAAGGAAGCACCCCCUAAGCAGGUUCCUGCAGAGCCCCCCAAAGAGGCCCCACCUGAGGACCAGUCCCCAACUGCAGAGGAGCCCACGGGUAUGUUCCUGAAAAAGCCAGACUCCGUGUCAGUGGAGACCGGGAAGGACGCAGUGAUCGUGGCCAAGGUAAACGGGAAGGAGCUCCCCGGCAAGCCAACCAUCAAAUGGUUCAAGGGAAAGUGGCAGGAGCUCAGCAGCAAAAGCGGAGCCCGCUUCGCCUUCAAGGAGUCCCACGACUUGGCCAGCAAUGUGUACACGGUGGAGAUGCACAUUGGGAAGGUGGUCCUAGGGGACCGUGGGGAUUACCGCCUGGAGGUCAAAGCCAAGGACGUCUGCGAUAGCUGCCCGUUCAACGUGGAUGUGGAGGCGCCCCAGCAGGACUCCUCAGGACAGAGCCUGGAGAGUUUCAAGCGCUCGGGUGAUGGGAAGUCAGAAGAUGCGGGUGAACUGGAUUUCAGCGGUUUGUUGAAGAAGAGGGAGGUUGUCGAAGAGGAAAGGAAGAAGAAAAAAGAUGACGAUGACUUGGGCAUUCCCCCGGAGAUCUGGGAGCUGCUAAAAGGGGCCAAGAAGAGCGAGUAUGAGAAGAUCGCCUUCCAGUACGGCAUCACCGACCUGCGGGGCAUGCUGAAGCGGCUCAAAAAGGCCAAGGUCGAGGUCAAGAAGAGUGCAGCCUUCACAAAGAAGCUUGACCCAGCCUAUCAAGUAGACAGGGGAAACAAAAUUAAGUUGGUGGUGGAAAUCAGUGAUCCAGAUCUUCCUCUCAAGUGGUUCAAGAAUGGCCAGGAGAUCAAGCCAAGCAGCAAGUAUGUGUUUGAGAAUGUGGGGAAGAAGAGAAUUCUCACCAUCAACAAGUGCACGCUGGCAGAUGAUGCUGCAUACGAGGUGGCAGUCAAAGACGAGAAAUGCUUCACCGAGCUUUUUGUCAAAGAGCCUCCAGUCCUGAUUGUGACCCCACUGGAGGACCAGCAGGUGUUCGUGGGUGAUCGAGUGGAAAUGGCAGUAGAGGUGUCUGAAGAGGGAGCACAGGUCAUGUGGAUGAAAGACGGUGUGGAGCUGACACGGGAGGACUCCUACAAGGCACGCUACCGCUUCAAGAAGGAUGGGAAGCGUCACAUCCUCAUCUACUCGGAUGUGUCACAGGAGGAUGGGGGCCGCUAUCAGGUCAUAACCAAUGGUGGCCAGUGUGAGGCGGAGCUCAUUGUGGAAGAGAAACAGCUAGAGGUCCUGCAGGACAUUGCGGACCUGACAGUGAAGGCCUCAGAACAGGCCAUGUUCAAGUGUGAGGUAUCUGAUGAGAAGGUGACAGGCAAGUGGUACAAGAACGGGGUAGAAGUACGACCCAGCAAGAGGAUCACCAUCUCCCAUGUGGGCAGAUUCCAUAAGUUGGUGAUCGAUGAUGUCCGCCCCGAGGAUGAGGGAGACUAUACAUUUGUGCCUGAUGGCUACGCUCUGUCCCUCUCAGCCAAGCUCAACUUCCUGGAGAUCAAGGUGGAGUACGUACCUAAGCAAGAACCCCCAAAGAUCCACCUGGACUGCUCAGGGAAGACCUCAGACAACUCGAUCGUGGUUGUAGCUGGAAACAAGCUGAGGCUAGAUGUGGCCGUCACAGGGGAGCCACCUCCCAUUGCCACUUGGUUGAAGGGAGAAGAGGUGUUCACAGCCACUGAGGGCAGGACACACAUUGAGCAGAGGCCGGACUGCAGCAGCUUUGUGAUUGAGAGCGCAGAGCGCUCAGACGAGGGCCGCUACACGAUCAAAGUUACCAACCCUGUGGGAGAGGACGUGGCUUCCAUCUUCUUGCGUGUUGUGGAUGUCCCUGACCCUCCGGAGGCUGUACGUGUCACCUCUGUUGGUGAGGACUGGGCCAUUCUGGUCUGGGAACCACCGAAGUAUGACGGGGGACAGCCGGUCACCGGAUACCUGAUGGAGCGGAAGAAGAAGGGCUCCCAGCGCUGGAUGAAGCUGAACUUCGAGGUCUUCACGGAGACCACGUACGAGUCCACCAAGAUGAUUGAGGGUGUCCUCUACGAGAUGCGCGUCUUCGCUGUCAAUGCCAUCGGUGUUUCUCAGCCCAGCAUGAACACCAAGCCCUUCAUGCCCAUUGCUCCCACAAGUGCACCCCAGCAUCUCACCGUGGAGGACGUGACCGACACCACCACCACGCUCAAGUGGAGGCCCCCGGACCGGAUCGGCGCAGGCGGCAUUGAUGGCUACCUGGUGGAGUACUGUCUGGAGGGCUCUGAGGAAUGGGUCCCUGCUAACAAGGAGCCCGUGGAGCGGUGUGGCUUCACUGUGAAGGAUCUCCCAACGGGAGCCAGGAUUCUCUUCCGCAUCGUUGGGGUCAACAUUGCAGGGCGCAGUGAACCGGCUACCUUGCUUCAGCCGGUUACAAUCCGGGAGAUUGUGGAGCAACCCAAGAUCCGUCUGCCCCGCCACCUGCGCCAGACCUACAUCCGAAAAGUGGGGGAGGCCCUCAACCUCGUGAUCCCCUUCCAGGGCAAGCCCCGGCCCCAGGUGGUGUGGACGAAGGGUGGGGCGCCCCUAGACACCUCCCGCGUGAACGUGAGGACCAGCGACUUCGACACCGUGUUCUUUGUGCGCCAGGCGGCCCGCUCUGACUCUGGGGAAUACGAGCUGAGUGUGCAGAUUGAGAACAUGAAGGACACAGCCACCAUCCGCAUCCGGGUCGUGGAAAAGGCAGGGCCUGCGGAGAACGUGAUGGUGAAGGAAGUGUGGGGCACCAACGCGCUGUUGGAGUGGCAGCCACCCAAGGAUGAUGGAAAUAGUGAGGUCACUGGCUACUUCGUCCAGAAAGCGGAUAAGAAGACCAUGGAGUGGUUCAAUGUCUAUGAACACAACCGUCACACCAGCUGUACCAUUUCCGAUCUCAUCGUGGGCAACGAGUACUAUUUUCGUGUGUUCAGCGAGAACAUCUGUGGCCUCAGCGACUCUCCUGGUGUCUCCAAAAACACUGCACGCAUCCUCAAGACAGGCAUCACCCUGAAACCACUGGAAUACAAGGAACAUGACUUCCGGUCAGCCCCACAGUUCCUGACACCACUGAUAGACCGUGUCGUGGUGGCAGGAUACACUGCAGCUCUCAACUGUGCGGUCCGAGGCCACCCGAAGCCGAAGGUGGUAUGGAUGAAGAACAAGAUGGAACUCCAUGAAGACCCCAAGUUCCUCAUAACCAACUACCAGGGCAUCCUGACACUGAACAUCCGCCGACCCUCGCCCUCCGACACGGGGACUUACUCCUGCCGCGCCAUUAACGAGCUGGGGGAGGCCCUGGCAGAGUGCAAGCUGGAAGUGCGAGUGCCUCAGUGACAGCCUGUGUCAUGUUGUGAGGACGAUGGAGCCUGGAUGACACUCCAGUGACCUCUGGACUGCAACCUCCUCCUAGAGGGGUCCUCCUCUUAGAGGGGUCCUCCUCCUAGAGGGAGCCACUGCAAUUAAAUACUAUUGCUCAAA
Messenger RNA from Nannospalax galili (Upper Galilee mountains blind mole rat), 3628 nucleotides. It is a transcript of the gene Mybpc2, whose product is annotated as myosin binding protein C, fast type. Gene Ontology annotation, molecular function: protein binding. The record is from RefSeq and is a predicted model, not a curated record. NCBI's taxonomy places the organism in Eukaryota, Metazoa, Chordata, Mammalia, Rodentia, Spalacidae. Bases 74 to 3484 code for a protein of 1136 amino acids. The transcript has 28 exons.